UCGAGUUGAAGCAACCAGCGAUGAUAAAGAGGAAAGAGAGAACACUCCUCACACACUUUCACCUCACACUUUAAGUCCCGUGGCAGCCAGGUUGGGAUGAGGUGCUAGCAUGGGAAAAAAAGCUAUCGAGCCACAUCCAGGAGAAACGGGACAAUGGCUUUCAAUCUCAACUUCCUGCCAAUACACAGAUCACACCAACUUUCCAUCUGGGAGAUAAGCUCUUGGGGCUGGCCUUGUUCAGCCACAGAAGGAGUCCUGUCAGCCCCUAGAGGAUGGCUGCGCCGGUUCUUACUGCUAAAGCUGGUGACAGUGCUGCUGUUCCCCCACGGAGCAGGCAUUCCCCUGCUGGUCGGCUGUGUGUUGAGCUUGCGGGCAUUGUUGCUGCUCCACUCCCCUCAAAUCUCCACCAAGCCCUCUACUGUGUUCCUGGGCCAUCUGGCUCUCUCCGACAGUCUUGUUCUGCUGCAGUGGGUGCUUUGGCUGGGAUUUACGCUGGCCUGGUGGAUGGAGGAGGUCGGAUGUGGGGUUGAGAUGGGCCUCAUGAAGAAGGGCGAAUCAGUUUGGUGGAGGGAGGCUGUGAGCGUGCUCUGUCAGCAGCUGCUUGAUGCUCACCACCUAGCCUCUCUGCUCCUGCUGGGGCUGCUGGGGCUAGAGGCUACACUGGUGUCACGUUGGCCCCAGCAGACCCGGAAUUUCAGGACUUCUCACUGGGCUCAGCUCAGCUGCAGCCUAGUCUGGAUACUUGUACUGCUAGAACUCAUGCUAUCGCUACACUCAAAGCUUGUGCAGGACCUUGCAACACUCCAAGGCUCUCAAACUUCAUCUGUUGUUUUGAUGCCUUCUCCUUCCCUGCCUGCUUUCUCCCCCUGCCUGAGGAGGACAUUAUGGAUUGUGAAUUUAUGGCUGCAUUGUGCUGUUUUCUAUAGUAAACCACAGAGAAGAAAGAGCUCCUUUCAUUAA
Messenger RNA from Xiphias gladius (swordfish), 960 nucleotides. RefSeq lists its product as uncharacterized. The coding region runs from base 154 to 960 and encodes 268 amino acids. The record is from RefSeq and is a predicted model, not a curated record. NCBI's taxonomy places the organism in Eukaryota, Metazoa, Chordata, Actinopteri, Istiophoriformes, Xiphiidae. The transcript has 2 exons.